Molecule: messenger RNA, 1859 nt
Organism: Brassica oleracea var. oleracea
Lineage: Eukaryota; Viridiplantae; Streptophyta; Magnoliopsida; Brassicales; Brassicaceae
Product: probable serine/threonine-protein kinase At5g41260
Exons: 11
Coding region: 399-1853 (484 amino acids)
Biological process (GO): protein phosphorylation; brassinosteroid mediated signaling pathway
Molecular function (GO): protein binding; protein kinase activity; ATP binding
Source: RefSeq, a predicted model, not a curated record
GAUUAUUUUAUCUUUCUUUCUCUCUGUCCUGUUGUUUUUUCAGAAACAAAAUUAAAAACUUUUGGUGAAUUUACAGAUGUGUGUUGUAUUAGAUGCACGAAUACACACACACACACACACUUCACUGUCUCUGCGUGUAGUAAGUAGUACUAAUAUAUAUAUAUAUAUAUAUAUAUAUAAAUACUAAUAAACUCUCUGAUCUGAUCUACUUUUAUACUACUAUCUUUUUUAUCUAAAUCAAAUGAAUCACAUACGUUCAUGUCGAUUCGAUUGAGAUACUACUGUCUCACUCUCUCUCUUGAUUGAGUUGCUUGACCCUUGAAACUCCAUAGCUUUUUUCUCUCGAGUUGACUCAUUGAGUUGACAAAGAUUCAAUUUUUGCGAGAGUAUGUUUAUAGAUGGGAGGUCAAUGCUCUAACCUCGGUUGCUGUCGCAAAUCAUCACACAAGACAGCUGUUCUCGAAGCUCCUCCUCAUCUUGAGAAUGGAGACAAUAGUGACGUCACCGACGUGCCUGCUUUUCGUGAGUACACAUUAGACCAGCUCAAGUCAGCUACUUCUGGCUUUGCCGUGGAAUAUAUUGUCUCUGAGCAUGGUGAAAAGGCUCCUAAUGUCGUCUAUAGAGGGAAGCUGGAGAACCAGAAGAAGAUUGCAGUCAAGCGUUUCACGAGAAUGGCAUGGCCUGACGCUCGACAGUUCCUCGAGGAAGCGAGGUCCGUUGGUCAGCUGAGGAGUGAGAGGAUGGCUAAUUUGCUCGGCUGUUGCUGCGAAGGUGACGAGAGGUUGCUUGUGGCUGAGUUUAUGCCCAAUGAAACGCUAGCCAAACACCUUUUCCAUUGGGAAACACAACCUAUGAAAUGGACAAUGAGGCUACGUGUUGUUUUGUAUCUAGCACAAGCUCUUGAGUACUGCACCAACCAAGAGCGUACUCUUUACCACGACCUCAAUGCUUACCGCGUGUUAUUUGAUGAGGAGUGCAAUCCAAGACUUUCUACUUUUGGCUUGAUGAAGAAUAGUCGAGAUGGGAAAAGUUACAGCACCAAUCUUGCUUUCACCCCUCCUGAAUAUCUCCGAACUGGGAGGAUUACUCCAGAGAGUGUGAUAUACAGCUUUGGCACUCUUCUGCUUGAUCUUCUCAGCGGAAAACAUAUACCUCCUAGCCAUGCACUUGAUCUGAUUAGGGACAGAAAUCUCCAGACGCUGACUGAUUCAUGCUUAGAUGGGCAAUUCUCUGACAGCGAUGGCACAGAGCUAGUACGCCUGGCUUCUCGUUGUCUGCAGUACGAAGCUCGUGAGAGGCCAAACCCAAAAUCUUUGGUCACUGCCUUGACGCCACUUCAAAAGGACACAGAGGUCCCAUCCCAUGUUCUAAUGGGUCUGCCCCACAGUGGCUCGGUGUCUCCCCUGUCCCCUCUUGGUGAGACUUGUUCAAGAAAGGACCUGACCGCUAUGCUUGAGAUAUUGGAGAAACUUGGAUACAAAGACGACGAGGGUGUCACCAAUGAGCUCUCGUUUCAUAUGUGGACAGACCAGAUGCAAGAGUCUUUGAACUUUAAGAAGAAGGGUGAUGUAGCUUUCAGGCAAAAAGACUUUAGAGAGGCCAUUGAGUGUUACACGCAGUUCAUAGAUGGAGGAAUGAUCUCUCCAACAGUGUGUGCACGGCGUAGCCUGUGUUACCUAAUGAGUGACAUGCCUAAAGAAGCAUUAGACGAUGCAAUUCAAGCACAAGUGAUCUCUCCCGUGUGGCAUGUGGCGUCUUAUCUCCAGUCUGCUUCCCUUUCCUUCCUUGGAAUGGAGAACGAAUCACAAAUCGCACUUAAAGAUGGCUCUAACCUUGAAUCUAAGAGGAACUGAGCUAAG